Molecule: messenger RNA, 1119 nt
Organism: Prosopis cineraria
Lineage: Eukaryota; Viridiplantae; Streptophyta; Magnoliopsida; Fabales; Fabaceae
Exons: 3
Coding region: 481-1020 (179 amino acids)
Source: RefSeq, a predicted model, not a curated record
UUACAAUAAGUAUAGAUAUGAGCAACGAAAGAUAAAAGGGGCCAGUAGGAGAAAAGUGUCGCUUUAAAAGUGAUUUAGCAAAACUCUUUUGGGAAAGGACUGUUAGAUUUGGCUAAUGAUUGUAGUAUCAUAUGCUGCUAAAUUAUUUACUUCUCCCCUAAAGCCUCAAAUUCAAUGCAAUAACCAUUAUCUUUAUCUGCACAAACCACCAUUCCUUCUUCCCAAAGGACUAACAAGUAUGAUUUAAUUAGUUAUUGGUGGAGUUCAUUGUUCUUUGACACAUUAGUUGUUCACAAUCCUAUUGAACUUUAUGGUAAGCUAAUUGUAAAGUGCAGGGGAAGUUUCUAUUUUUUUAAUGGGGAUGUGCAUAUAUAUGCUAGAAAAGAAGAAAGGUGAUGAUCAUGCGAAGGCAAUAAACUCGAGGGUCAUAUCAAUAGUCGAAAUGAGAUUCAACUGUGUCUCAUUCCUGAUGGUGUAGGGAUGAAGCCAAAUCUAAAGUUUGAAGAAUGGCAUGCUGUUGAUCGCCUUCUUAUUGGAUGGCUUUGCAACACGAUGAUGGUUGAUGUUAGGUCUCAACUUCUCCAUUGUCACUUUGCUCAAGUUCUCUGGGAAGUUGCUCGGUCUCUUUCUGGUGCUUCAACCAGGGCCCAUGUCAUGGUUUUCAAGACAAAACUUCAUCAUACACAGAAAAAUGGCAUGAAAAUGGAGGAAUAUUUAUCUAAAAUGAAACACAUAGCUGACCAAUUGGCUUUUGUAGGUUCACCCGUUGAUUAUGAUAAUCUCAUGACUCAUACUCCAAAUAGUUUAGAUCAUAAGUAUAAUACCAUUGUUAUUAAGCUGAUUGACCAACCUAAUCUAACUUGGGUUGAUGCUCAAGCUACUUUCCUAGCUUUGGAAACGCGUCUGGACCAACUGAACCAGUUUGCUAAUCCCUUUAUUCAGUCCACAAUGAAUGUUGCUAAUAGAAAUGAAGAUCGUGAUAGUCAUUUUGCUAGCAGGGAUUAUUGUGGUCAUGGUUGACCAUGUAGUCAUGGGUCAUGGAAUGGAAAUCGUCUAUACUGGCGUUUUGUGCAAACGUCCUGGUCACAUAGUCGCCAACUGCUUCCAUCAUUUUGAUCA